Dermatophagoides pteronyssinus (European house dust mite) is the source of this 1784-nucleotide messenger RNA. RefSeq names its product ADP-ribosylation factor GTPase activating protein 3 (gene ArfGAP3). The record is from RefSeq and is a predicted model, not a curated record. Gene Ontology annotation, biological process: COPI coating of Golgi vesicle. Lineage: Eukaryota; Metazoa; Arthropoda; Arachnida; Sarcoptiformes; Pyroglyphidae. Gene Ontology annotation, molecular function: GTPase activator activity.
UGUAAAAGAGUUUUGCCACGGCAUACAUAAUCGUUACGUUUGCGUGUAUUGUAAAGUUUAAAGAAUUGUCUUUAUUUAUAAAUUUUUUUUUACAAUUUUUUUAGUUUUUUAUUUAAAAAAUUCUUAUUGUUAUUAAUUAAUUAUGGCUACAUCGCUAAAUGAUCCAAGUCAAGAAGAGACGGCACAAAUUUUAGCCAAACUUCGUUCCAACAAUGCCAACAAAACUUGUUUUGAUUGUGGUAGCAAAAAUCCAUCCUGGGCAAGUGUAACCUAUGGUAUUUUUAUUUGCAUUGAUUGUUCGGCAAUCCACCGGUCAUUAGGAGUUCAUUUAUCAUUUGUUCGAUCGACAAUGCUUGACGCAAGUUGGUCUUUAUCACAAUUAAGAGCUAUGCAACUAGGUGGCAAUGCAAAUGCUCAAGCAUUUUUUCAAAAUCAUAAUUGUAAUAUCAAAGAUGUACAUCAAAAAUACAGCAGUCGUGCUGCUCAAUUAUAUCGAGAUAAAUUAGCCGGACUGGUAGCAAAUUCUAUUAAAGUUUAUGGGGAUACAAUUGAAAUUCCAACUUCUAAAUCCGAAUCUAUUAGACAUGAUUCCAUGGAAGAUGAAUCAACGAAAGAUUUUUUUGAAGAAGCAUCAAACGCUGCUUUAUCACAUUCGAAUCUACAUAGUGGUGAUGUAUUUUUAUCGGACAGAAAAUCACCAAAUAUCAAAUCAUCUACUGAAGGGCCCAAUGUUAAUCUAAGUUCGAUUGAUUCGGGUGCCAAAUUAAGUGAAUAUAAAUCAACCGUAAUUGGAAAAAAAUCUUCAUCUAAUCGGAAACCCGUUAAAAAAGGUUUUGGUGCUCAAAAGGUACAAACUGAUUGGGAUAAAGUCGAACAAGAAGCAUUGCAAACUGAACAGAUGAAGAACAAAUCUGUUAGUGAUGAUUCUUCGACAAAAUUGACAGCGGAGGAACAAGAAGAGAAGUUAAAUUCCAUACGAUUGGCUUAUAAAGAAAAACAAAAACAAGUUGAAAAUAAACUGAAAUCCGAUCCGAAUAAAAUCUCUCAAAUUGAACGACUUGGUAUGGGUUUUGCCAAUUCAGGUCGAACAAAUAAAUCACAUUCUGCAGUAUCCGAUAUGACAGUUAUUGAACAAGGCACUAAUCCUGUUGUUACUUCGUCAAAAUCGAAGAUUGACACAAUCACCGAUCUAGGAUUCUCGUCAUCAUCAACAACAUCGUCUAAUAAUCGAUACAAAGAUUUUGUCAAAUCGAAUGACGAUUUCUGGAGUGAUAAUGGAUUAUUGACUGAUAAUGGUAAAAAAGUGAAAAAACCACAAGUAUUUGACACUAUACAGACAAUCGAUUUAAAUGUAAAGAAUAAGAAUAAACCAAAGCCUAUUGAAGAAUCAAAUAAUACACAUUCAAAUAAGAAUGGUGGUAGAACUACAUCAUCUUCAUCAUAUUCAUCAUCUUCAAAUGAUGCGCAGAAAAAAUUUGCUAACGCAAAAGCAAUUUCCUCGGAACAAUAUUUUGGUGGUGAUCAAUCUAAUCUUGAUUCUAGAUCUACUGGUCGAUUCGAAGGCUCAACAAGUAUAAGUUCUGAUGAUUAUUUUAACCGUAAAACGGUACCGAAUCAUUCGAUUUCAUCGAACUUUAAUUCAACUGCUAUGUAUGAUCUAAAAGAAGGUGUUAGGGAUAAUGUUUCACGGUUAGCUGGUCGUUUAUCAAAUCUGGCUACAGAUGUUGUCAAAUCUAUCAACAAAAUGGAUAUCAUGCAAGGUUAAAUCUAAUAAAAAACAAAAA